AUGUCGCCCACCGUCUACCCCCCGGCUGCGGCCCGCAUUGUCGGCUCCGAUGACGAGGGCCUCAUGGCUCUGGAGCUGCCCGAUGGCACCGUCUACCAGGGUUACAGCUUUGGUGCCCAGAAGAGCAUCGCCGGAGAGCUCGUUUUCCAGACCGGAAUGGUGGGGUAUCCGGAGUCGGUAACAGACCCCUCGUACCGUGGCCAGAUCCUGGUUAUCACCUUCCCUCUGGUUGGCAACUAUGGUGUUCCUUCGCGGGAGACCAUUGACGAGCUCCUGGGCGACCUGCCCGCUCACUUCGAGUCGUCCCAGAUUCACAUCGCCGGUCUCGUCGCCCACUCCUACUCGGGCGAGGACUAUUCCCACUUCUUGGCAGAGUCAUCACUUGGCACCUGGCUCAAGGAGCAGGGCGUCCCCGCCAUCUACGGCGUUGACACCAGACAACUCACAAAGUACCUGAGGUCACAGGGCAGCACCCUCGGCCGCUUGUUGUUGCAAAAGAAGAACCUGACCAACGGCACCGCCAACGGUCACGUCAAUGGUGUCGCGUCCUUCUCCAUUGAGGACUUCCAGGCCGUUGACUGGGUAAACCCCAACGAGAAGAACCUCGUAGCUGAGGUAUCAAUCAAGGCUCCCAAGUUGUACAAGCCUCCUUCGAGCGUUGCCGUAAAGAAGCACCCCUCCGGCCGACCUAUCCGCGUCCUGUGCUUGGACGUUGGUAUGAAGUACAACCAGCUGAGGUGCUUCCUCAAGCGCGGUGUCGAAGUCCUGGUCUGCCCCUGGGACCACGACCUGGUCAAGCAGGCCGGCGAAGAGUACGAUGGUCUCUUCCUCUCCAAUGGUCCCGGUGACCCGGCCAUGCUGGAAAAGACCGUCAAGAACAUCCAGGCUGCCAUGGACAAGACCAAGACUCCCGUCUUUGGUAUUUGCCUGGGACACCAGCUGCUCGCCCGUGCCUCCGGUGCCAGCACCGAGAAGAUGAAGUUCGGCAACAGAGGUCACAACAUUCCCUGCACGAGCAUGAUCUCCGGAAAGUGCCACAUCACCUCCCAGAACCACGGUUUCGCUGUCGACUCAAAGUCACUGACGGCCGACUGGAGGGAGCUCUUCGUCAAUGCCAACGACGGCAGCAACGAGGGUAUUGCCCAUCUGUCCAAGCCUUACUUCAGUGUGCAGUUCCACCCCGAGAGCACACCCGGUCCUCGCGAUACCGAGUACCUCUUUGAUGUCUUCAUUAGCACCAUUGAGGAGUGCGCCGCCGACCCCAAGGCGCUCAACGCCCCGGUCAAGUUUCCCGGUGGCACCAUCGAGGAGAACGAGCGUCUUCACCCCCGCGUCCACCCUCGCAAGGUCCUCAUUCUGGGCAGUGGUGGUCUCAGCAUUGGACAGGCCGGAGAGUUCGACUACUCUGGCUCCCAGGCCAUCAAGGCUCUCAAGGAGGAGGGUAUCUACACCGUUCUCAUCAACCCCAACAUUGCGACGAUUCAGACCUCCAAGGGUCUUGCCGAUAAGGUGUACUUCCUUCCCGUCAACGCAGAGUUCGUCCGCAAGGUCAUCCAGUACGAGAGACCCGAUGCCAUUUACGUUACCUUUGGUGGACAGACUGCUCUGUCAGUCGGUAUCCAGUUGAAGGACGAGUUCGAGGAGCUCGGUGUCCAGGUCCUUGGUACCCCCAUUGAUACCAUCAUCACCACCGAGGAUCGUGAGCUCUUUGCUCGCAGCAUGGACUCCAUUGGCGAGAAGUGCGCCAAGUCUGCUUCUGCAAGCAACAUUGACGAGGCCAUGUCUUGUGUCAAGGACAUUGGCUUCCCCGUCAUUGUCAGAGCCGCCUACGCUCUUGGAGGUCUCGGCAGUGGUUUCGCCAACAAUGAGGCCGAGCUCAUGGAUCUCUGCAACAAGGCCUUCGCCGCCAGUCCCCAAGUGCUUAUCGAGCGCAGUAUGAAGGGCUGGAAGGAGAUCGAGUACGAGGUCGUUCGUGAUGCUCAGGAUAACUGUAUCACUGUGUGCAACAUGGAGAACUUCGAUCCCCUUGGUAUUCACACCGGUGAUUCCAUUGUUGUCGCUCCCUCCCAGACCUUGUCUGAUGAGGACUACAACAUGCUCCGCACUACCGCUGUCAACGUCAUUCGCCACUUGGGCGUCGUCGGAGAGUGCAACAUUCAGUAUGCCCUGAACCCCUUCUCUAGGGAGUACUGCAUUAUCGAAGUCAACGCCAGAUUGUCGAGAUCCUCUGCCCUUGCUUCUAAGGCUACCGGAUACCCCUUGGCUUUCAUCGCCGCCAAGCUUGGUCUUGGUAUUCCCCUGAAGGACAUUGCCAACAGCGUCACCAAGUCCACCUGCGCCUGCUUCGAGCCUUCCCUGGAUUACGUUGUUGUCAAGAUGCCCCGCUGGGACUUGAAGAAGUUCACCCGCGUCUCCACUCAGCUUGGUUCCUCCAUGAAGAGUGUUGGUGAAGUCAUGAGCAUCGGCAGGAGCUUUGAGGAAGCCAUCCAGAAGGCAAUUCGUGCCAUCGAUUUCCACAACCUGGGCUUUAACGAGACCGAGGCUUUGAUGUCUAUCGAUGACGAGCUACAGACUCCUUCCGACCAGCGUCUGUUCGCCAUUGCCAACGCUAUGCACUCUGGCUAUACCGUCGACAAGAUCUGGGAGCUUACCAAGAUCGACAAGUGGUUCCUGAACAAGCUCAAGGGCUUGAGCGACUUCGCCAAGAACAUGACCAACUACACCACCAGCGACAUCUCCAAGUCCCCUGCAAUUCUCCUUCAGGCCAAGAGACUCGGUUUCUCUGAUCGUCAGCUCGCCAAGUUCUGGAGCUCCAACGAGAUCGCCGUGCGGUCUCUGAGACAGGAGGCCAGCAUCAUGCCGUUUGUCAAGCAAAUCGAUACCGUUGCUGCUGAGUUCCCUGCUCACACCAACUACCUCUACCUGACCUACAAUGCGACCGAGAGUGAUGUGUCCUUUGAUGACCACGGCAUCAUGGUCUUGGGAUCUGGUGUCUACCGCAUUGGCUCUUCCGUCGAGUUCGAUUGGUGCUCUGUUCGCGCUAUCCGCACCUUGCGCCAGGAUGGCUUCAAGACUAUUAUGGUCAACUACAACCCGGAGACUGUCAGUACCGACUACGACGAGGCCGACAAGCUCUACUUCGAGAACAUCAGCUUGGAGUCCAUCCUUGAUAUCUACCAGCUGGAAGGCGCUGGUGGUGUCCUCGGUGCUAUGGGUGGACAGACCCCCAACAACAUUGCUCUGCCGCUCCACCGCGCUGGCAUCAAAAUUCUUGGUACCUCUCCUGAGAUGAUUGAUAACGCCGAGAACCGCUACAAGUUCUCUCGUAUGCUGGACACCAUUGGUGUUGAUCAGCCCACCUGGAAGGAGUUGACCAGCUUCGACGAGGCCAAGAAGUUCUGCAACGCCGUCUCCUACCCCGUGUUGGUGCGACCUUCUUACGUCCUCUCGGGUGCUGCGAUGAACACUGUCUACUCCGAGCAGGAUCUCGAGAACUACUUGGCCCAGGCUGCUGAGGUUUCCCGCGAGCACCCUGUCGUUAUUACCAAGUACAUUGAGAACGCCAAGGAAAUCGAGAUGGAUGCUGUUGCCAAGGACGGUGUUGUCAUUGGCCACUUCAUCUCUGAGCACGUCGAGAAUGCCGGUGUUCACUCUGGUGACGCCACUCUCAUCCUGCCCCCUCAGGACUUGGAGCCCGAGACCAUUGCCAGAAUCGAGGAGGCAACUCGCAAGAUUGGUGCUGCUCUGAACGUCACUGGCCCUUUCAACAUUCAGUUCAUCGCCAAGGACAACGACAUCAAGGUCAUCGAGUGCAACGUCCGUGCUUCUCGAUCGUUCCCCUUCGUUUCCAAGGUCAUGGGUGUCGACAUGAUUGAGAUGGCCACCAAGGCCAUCACUGGCAAGCCAUUCGAGGCCUACCCUGCUACCGAUAUCGCCCCCAACUGCGUCGGUGUCAAGGUUCCCCAGUUCAGUUUCUCCCGUCUUUCCGGCGCAGACCCCGUCUUGGGUGUCGAGAUGGCUUCCACCGGUGAAGUUGCUUGCUUCGGUGUCGACAAGUACGAAGCCUACCUCAAGGCUUUGAUGUCCACCGGAUUCAAGAUCCCCAAGGCCAACAUCCUUCUGUCCAUCGGUUCUUACAAGGACAAGAAGGAGAUGCUGCCCGCCAUCGACAAGCUUGCCCGCCUCGGCUACAAGCUGUUCGCUACCGCCGGUACUGCCGACUUCCUCCAGGAGCACAACAUUCCCGUUCAGUACCUGGAAGUCCUUGCCAACGAGCAGGAGGACCAGCGUUCCGAGUUCUCCCUUACGCAGCACUUGGCCAAGAAUAUGAUUGAUCUCUACAUCAACUUGCCUUCCAACAACAAGUACCGCCGUCCCGCCAACUACAUGAGUAAGGGUUACCAGACCAGACGUAUGGCCGUCGACUACCAGGUUCCUCUGGUCACCAACGUCAAGAACGCCAAGAUUCUCGUUGAGGCCAUUGCCCGCCACUUCGGACUCGAGGUCGGCAGCCGCGACUUCCAGACCAGCCACCGCACCAUCUCUCUGCCUGGCUUGAUCAACGUCGCUGCCUUUGUACCUGGUAUUGCUACUGCCGGAAGCAAGGAUCUCAAGGCUGUUACCAAGGCCUCGCUCUCCGCCGGUUUCAGCAUGGUCCGCAUCAUGCCUGUCGGCGUCGAUGGCUCAAUCACCGAUGCUGUCAGCCUGAAGGUCGCCCAGCAGAGCAGCAAGCAGGGUGGAUUCUGCGACUUCAACUUCUCCGUCACUGCCACCUCUGACAACUCUGACCGUAUCAGCCACGUGACCGGUGAGGUCGGAUCUCUCUUCAUCCCCUUCAACCACCUGUCUGGAAACAUCAGCAAGGUCGCUGCCGUGACUGCCCACUUUGACAAGUGGCCUGCGCACAAGCCCAUUGUCACUGAUGCCAAGCUCACCGACCUGGCUUCCAUCCUGCUCCUGGCCAGCCUGCACAACCGGAGAAUUCACGUCACCUCGGUCUCCACCAAGGACGAUAUCAAGCUCAUUGCCCUUAGCAAGGCCAAGGGCUUGAAGGUCACCUGCGACGUGUCCAUCUUCUCCCUGUACCUCUCGCAGGAUGACUUCCCCGACUGUGCCCUGCUCCCCACCAAGGCCGACCAGAACGCUCUCUGGGCUCACCUAAGCACCAUCGACGUCUUCUCCAUUGGCAGCUUGCCUUACCAGCUUGCCAGCUCUCUGGGCAAGACCGCCGAUCCUUCCGUUGGCAUCGCCGACGCUCUGCCCCUGCUCCUCACUUCCGUUACUGAGGGCAAGCUGACCGUCGACGACAUCAAGGCUCGUCUCUACGACAACCCCAAGGAGAUCUUUGAGCUCCAUGAACAGGUUGGAACCAGCGUCGAGGUUGAGAUUGACCGUCCCUACGCUGUCCACAACACCAACGGCUGGUCUCCCUUCGCUGGCCGCACCAUGCGCGGUUCGGUCCAGCGUGUGACCUUCCAGGACCAGACCGUCUGCCUGGAUGGCGAGCUGCUGGCUCUGCCUGCUCUUGGCAAGGACAUGUCCACUCACGGUGCUCUGCCCAUGUCCCCUGCGAUCAAGCCUCAGCUGCAGUCUUUGACCAACCCUGACAGCCCUCGUGACCGUCGCCCGUCGCUGUUCAACACCUCCAGGCCCACCAAGCUUCGUCCCACCGACGGCUACCUGCCCAACAAGAGCAACAGCGGCUUCGAGGACCUCGGUCUUCCCGCCCCUCUCCAUCCCGCCGUUGGCUCCAAGCUUCAGGACCUCCUGUCGCAGCCCUCGUCGUGGAAGAGCCACAGCUGCCUGUCUGUUAGCCAGUACACCCGUGCUGACCUUCACCACCUCUUCACUGUGGCUCAGCAGAUGCGCCUGGGCGUCCAGCGCGAGGGUGUCUUGAACGUUCUGCGGGGCCGGGUCCUGUGCACCUUGUUCUACGAGCCUUCGACCCGCACUUCUGCCUCCUUCGAUGCCGCGAUGCAGAGACUUGGCGGCCGCACCGUCGCCAUUGCCACCUCUCAAUCCUCGGUGCAGAAGGGCGAGUCUCUCCAGGACACUCUGCGCACCCUCGGUUGCUACGGUGACGCCGUUGUGCUCCGCCACCCUGACGAGCACAGCGUGGAGAUUGCUAAGAGAUACUCUCCCGUUCCCGUCAUCAACGGAGGCAACGGCAGCAAGGAGCACCCUACUCAGGCCUUCCUUGAUCUCUUCACCAUUCGUGAGGAGCUCGGUACCGUCCAGGGUCUUACCAUCACCUUCGUUGGUGACCUGCUCUACGGCCGCCCUGUCCACUCCCUGAUCUACCUUCUCCGCGACUACGGUGUCCAGGUUCAGCUUGUCUCUCCCAAGGGACUUGCCCUGCCUACCGACGUGCGCAACUUCUUGGUCGAGUCUGGCCAGCUCCUUUGCGAGUCUGAGGAGCUUACUCCCGAGAUCCUGGCCAAGAGCGACGUGCUCUACUGCACUCGCGUCCAGAAGGAGAGAUUCCCGACGGUGGAGGACUACGAGAAGGUCAAGAACUCGUACCGCAUUGACAACCGCACCCUCAAGUCGGCCAAGAGAGACAUGUGCAUCCUGCACCCUCUCCCGAGAAACGAGGAGAUUGCGCCCGAGGUUGACACUGACCAGCGUGCGGCUUACUUCAGACAGAUGAGAUAUGGUCUGUACUGCCGCAUGGCUUUGCUUGCGUUGGUUAUGGCACCAUAG
Molecule: messenger RNA, 6702 nt
Organism: Colletotrichum paranaense
Lineage: Eukaryota; Fungi; Ascomycota; Sordariomycetes; Glomerellales; Glomerellaceae
Product: carbamoyl-phosphate synthase
Exons: 3
Coding region: 1-6702 (2233 amino acids)
Biological process (GO): L-glutamine metabolic process; 'de novo' pyrimidine nucleobase biosynthetic process; L-citrulline biosynthetic process
Cellular component (GO): cytoplasm; cytosol
Molecular function (GO): ATP binding; metal ion binding; carbamoyl-phosphate synthase (glutamine-hydrolyzing) activity
Source: RefSeq, a predicted model, not a curated record